CGUGGUCUGUGGUCAGUAGCAAAAUGCAAGUAGUCCUGAAAAAAAAGAAGCCCACAGACCACGAAUCUGGAGCCUACUGAGUCUGACUGUCCUGUCACUCUUUUGUAUAUUAUUAUUUAUUUUGUUGUUUGUUGUUUUGUUUUGUUAUUUCAAAAUAAAUAAUAACUAAAAACACGGCCCACACGUGCUCACAGUAGAUACUCAUAAUCAAAGACUAAAAUAUCGUCCCAUAUACGCAUAGUAGGUAACAUGGAGCAGGAGCUGUGCGGCGAGAGGCGCCUCCACGCCGCCACAGUGCAGGUUUGCAUGACAUGCCUGGACACUGACAGCCAAAUGUUUUCAGUGAGCGAAUGCAAGUUGGAACAAGCGUAUGAGCACUUGACUGGUUAUCCUUUGUUUGACGUAGGCAACCUACAACACUCACUUUGCGCUGAAUGUGCUCAGAGAUUGACAAACUUUGACAAAUUCAGAGACAAGAGCUUGAGAGCUCGUGCGCUUAUGAUGGACUUGGUAAAACAACAUGAAGUGAUAACGAGACAGCACAUCGCUGCAUUGCACCCGCUGGACCACAGCAUGCAGGCCUCUGUAGAGACGGCCUGGGACAGCGCAGACGUGGCCUCGGUGAAGACGGAGCCCGACCUGCGCGCGGACUGGGACAGCGCAGACGCGCAAGCCUCGGACAGCGAAGACGCGCAGGCCUCGGUGAAGUGCGAAGGCAGUGCCAGCAUGCUGCGGGACGCCAAGCUGCUGGACGAGGCUCUGUGCAGAGUGCUGCUGACGAGAAUGUCGCGUGUGGAAGAGCGCGCGCUGGCGACGCGGGAUCUGCUGAAGUGCGAGAAUGUGACGCUGCAGUGUACGGAGUGCGGCGAGGAGUUCUCCCGCGAGCGCGAGUACAACGAGCACGCGCACUCGAGACAUCGCACGACUCGCGCGAGUGAAGGCUGCUCAGCUACCGUCGUAUUGGCCGCGAGACUUGCGAGCACUGACGACGAAAGAGAGCACCCUGACAAUACCGAACAGGCUGAAGCAAUCGACAAAUGUGAACAAGUGUUUGGGAUUGAUAAUGACGAAGCAGACAAACCGAGCCAAAAAUACAAUGAGCCUACGCAGUGCAUAAAAUCACCAUUAAACAUUUGCAGUUUUUCUGAUUUGGUCAGUAAAAAUAACGAUACUGACCCUGGUGAGACAGAAAGCCAAGAUGAACUCCCUAUAUCAGAAACCAAUGAAUCAGUCACCUCACAUAUUGUUACUGUAGACAAAGUUUCGUUGAACAAUGACGGUGAUGUGGGAAAUAUAGUAACAAUAGAAACUACGGAACUUUCAUAUUCAGCAAAACAUGUAGAGGAAACAAGCAACUAUAUAUGUGACGUUUGCCAAUAUAGGUUUAAAUGUAAAAAUCUCCUAGUGAAACACAUUAUGGCUCACAGUAUAGAAGAACCGUUUGUUUGUGAGUUAUGUCAGUACAAGUUUAGUCAGAACAGUGACUUAGUGCAGCACAUGAGAACUCACACUGGUGACAAACCCUUUAGUUGUGAGUUGUGCCAGUACAAAUGUAGUAGAAAAUCAGCUUUAGUGCAGCACAUGAGAAUUCAUACUGGUGAAAAACCAUUUGUUUGUGAGUUGUGCCAGUAUAAAUGUGUGCAGAAUAGUACUUUAGUGCAGCACAUGAGAACACAUACUGGAGAUAAACCCUUUAGUUGUGAGUUGUGCCAGUACAAAUGUAGUAGAAAAUCAGCUUUAGUGCAGCACAUGAGAAUUCAUACUGGUGAAAAACCAUUUGUUUGUGAGUUGUGCCAGUAUAAAUGUGUGCAGAAUAGUACUUUAGUGCAACACAUGAGAACACAUACUGGUGAAAAACCAUUUGUUUGUAAGCUAUGUCAUUAUAAAUUUGCACAGAAUAGUAAUUUAGUGAAGCACAUGAGAACACAUACUGGAGAUAAACCUUUUAGUUGUGAGUUGUGCCAGUACAAAUGUAGUAGAAAAUCAGAUUUAGUGCAGCACAUGAGAACACAUACAGGAGAUAAACCCUUUAGUUGUGAGUUGUGCCAGUACAAAUGUAGUAGAAAAUCAGCUUUAGUGCAGCACGUGAGAAUUCAUACUGGUAAUAAAUCCUUUGAUUGUGAGUUGUGCCAGUAUAAAUGUGUGCAGAAUAGUACUUUAGUGCAACACAUGAGAACACAUACUGGUGAAAAACCAUUUGUUUGUGAGUUGUGCCAAUAUAAAUGUGUGCAGAAUAGUACUUUAGUGCAGCACAUGAGAACACAUACUGGAGAUAAACCCUUUAGUUGUGAGUUGUGCCAGUACAAAUGUAGUAGAAAAUCAGCUUUAGUGCAGCACAUGAGAAUUCAUACUGGUGAAAAACCAUUUGUUUGUGAGUUGUGCCAGUAUAAAUGUGUGCAGAAUAGUACUUUAGUGCAACACAUGAGAACACAUACUGGUGAAAAACCAUUUGUUUGUAAGCUAUGUCAUUAUAAAUUUGCACAGAAUAGUAAUUUAGUGAAGCACAUGAGAACACAUACUGGAGAUAAACCUUUUAGUUGUGAGUUGUGCCAGUACAAAUGUAGUAGAAAAUCAGAUUUAGUGCAGCACAUGAGAACACAUACAGGAGAUAAACCCUUUAGUUGUGAGUUGUGCCAGUACAAAUGUAGUAGAAAAUCAGCUUUAGUGCAGCACGUGAGAAUUCAUACUGGUAAUAAAUCCUUUGAUUGUGAGUUGUGCCAGUAUAAAUGUGUGCAGAAUAGUACUUUAGUGCAGCACAUGAGAACACAUACUGGUGAAAAACCAUUUGCUUGUAAGGUAUGCCAUUAUAAAUGUGCACGGAAUAGUAAUUUAAUGCAGCACAUGAGAACACAUACAGGAGAUAAACCCUUUAGUUGUGAGUUGUGCCAGUACAAAUGUAGUAGAAAAUCAGAUUUAGUGCAGCACAUGAGAAUUCAUACUGGUGAAAAAACGUUUGUUUGUGAGUUGUGCCAAUAUAAAUGUGUACGGAAUAGUCAUUUAGUGCUUCACAUGAGAACACAUACUGGGGAGAAACCAUAUGUUUGUAAGUUAUGCCAUUAUAAAUUUGCGCAGAAUAGUCAUUUAGUGCAGCACAUGAGAACUCACACUGUUGAAAAACCUUUUGUUUGUAAGCUAUGCCGUUAUAAAUGUGCGUCGAAUAGUAAUUUAGUGAGACACAUGAGAACUCACACUGUUGAAAAACUAUUUGUUUGUAAGCUAUGCCAUUACAUAACUGCGCAUAGUACUAAUUUCGUGCAGCAUAUGAGAACACACACUGGUGAAAAACCAUUUGUUUGUAAGCUAUGUCAUUAUAAAUUUGCGCAGAAUAGUAAUUUAGUGCAGCACAUGAGAACACAUACUGGUGAGAAACCAUUUGCUUGUAAACUAUGCCCUUACAAAAGUGCACGGAAUUGUAAUUUAGUGCAGCACGUGAGAAGUCAUACUGGGGAGAAACCUUUUGCAUGUGAUUUCUGUUCGUAUAAAUGUGCUAUUAACAGUCGUUUAUUGAAACACAUGAGAAGUCACACUCAUAAUUCAUAACAUUUUGCAUUAAUUGAAUUGUGCCAGUAUGUAUUUUACUAGCGACACUAAGUUGAAGAUUCAUGAUUCGUGAUGAUUCGUACAUAUUUGAAGGAUUUCAUUUGUAACUAUUAACUCGCUCUGGCUUCGAACAAGGGGCGCUACCUGAACCAUAGACAAAUAUGUUUAUAAGUUCUCGUAUAUUUUUUGGUUUGAAUAAAGACUGGCUGGUAUGUCGUGCCAUUUGAUUUUUUUUAAAAAAACAUUGUUAAAAAAAAAAUGAAAAACACGCGAACUACAGCCUGCGUUUUUGUCAAUUUAAUUGAUUGUUUGGAUUGUUAGUCCAGUAAUUUGGUCCUCAAGAAGGGGCUUAUCUGGAAAGUUUUCCGGGAGUUAU
Maniola jurtina (meadow brown) is the source of this 3916-nucleotide messenger RNA. Its product is annotated as zinc finger protein 271-like. Gene Ontology annotation, cellular component: nucleus. The record is from RefSeq and is a predicted model, not a curated record. The coding region runs from base 250 to 3540 and encodes 1096 amino acids. The transcript is spliced from 8 exons. Gene Ontology annotation, molecular function: zinc ion binding. NCBI's taxonomy places the organism in Eukaryota, Metazoa, Arthropoda, Insecta, Lepidoptera, Nymphalidae.